CGCCCCUCCGCCCGAGCUGUGUAGCUACUGUUUGGUCACGUGACGGCCGUUAGUGGCUUUGUGGUUUCAGCGGUUUGAGUACGACGUAGCGGUGCAGCAGAGAGGAAGCACAACAACAGGGAAAACACGUCUGAUUUCACGCUGAUUAAGGAGGGCGGAGAUACCAUGUGGGAGUCACAUGAACGACAAGGAUGAGGCAUAAACAAGGAGGAAACUUGAGGAGAUUGCUGCAGCACAGUUUCUGCCUCACAGAGGGGGUUUGCUGCUGGUAAAGUCCCACAGGCUCAGCACAAGCAGCCCCCUGUGUCCCCUCCUCCCUGAGCAUAUGCAAUGAACAUCACUACUCAACCUCCUGUUAUCAUAGAUGGGGAUGUGGCAGUCAGCUAUGUGUUGGUGCCAUUCUUCCUGAUCACCAUCAUUGGGAUAGCUGCAGCUGUGGUUAUGUACAUACGUAAGAAACGAAGAAUAGACAGGCUCCGCCACCAGCUGUUACCGGUUUACUCAUACGAUCCGUCCGAGGAGCUGAAUGAAGCUGAGCAAGAGAUGUUAUGGAGAGAGGAGGACACAAGGAUUGUACAAGGGUGGGCCAGAACUUAUCAGCAACGACGCCCCCUUCUGACUAAAGAUGUCCAUGCAUGACUGUAAUAAACGCAAGAACAUUUGCAGCAGCAUGGAAAUAUCCUUCAGCCAGAGAGAUCACAAAAAUUUUGAAAGUUGUGCACAAGACAUUUUUUGACCUUUUGCCCUCAGAAUCAGUCAUCAUCUCUCUUUUUUUCCCAGAGACAAUGAGUGCUUAUUGUGAGAUUUUGAUGCCAAUCCUGUGUGCCUAACAGUUGCAGUUUCUGAUCUAAAACUAUUUAUUUGAGGGUAUUUAUUCAGCUUUUUACUGUGAUGUUGAGUGUCAUGAUUGAAGGUUAAAAAUGUGGCAUCCAUCCAAAGACAUAGAUUACAGAACGUUUACUCCUGAUGCUUGAUAAUGCUGUUGAGGGAGAUGGGACAAGCAGUUUUCUUAGGCACCAUGUUUACAAAAUGUCACAGGUAUGAUUGUGUUCUGCCAUCAGUUUUGCACUGAAAAUUAUGAAUUAACUAUAUCAGAUCAGAUCAUUGCUCCUGCUGUGAGGGAGUUUCUAACCUUGGUUGGUAAUUUUCAGUUAAUUUUCUGUAUAGUCUUCAUGGCUUCUGUGAUUAAAUACCCAUAGCACUUAAUCAAACAGCAAAAGUAUUAACAUAAAACUUUACAGUUCCAAAGUUUCAAAAUACUUCGAUGAAAUGAAAAUAUAUUAAUACACAAGAAGAUAUUUUUGUUGAGGAUGCUUUCUCUUUCAUUUUUAUUUCACUUUCAGGAUGAAAGCAACCUUUGGUUUCAAUUUAGUAACUGCAUUUAACUACCUGCCCCAUGACCUAGAUCUCUGUGGUUUAGCCAGAUCCUAUGAAUCUUGUCUAUGGCAUGACAAACAAGAUCUGGAAGUAAGCUACGCCAACCUACUCUCAUCCCCACAAUGAGUCGUGACUAGUGCCCUAAAUAUGUCCUGUCUGAAAGACAUGGCACCAGCAUGAAUUUACCUCCGGCUGAAGAAUCUGUGCAGAUAAAUACCAUAGGUCUGACUGUAUAAAGUACUCAGGAAACAGCUAUUUUUUCUGAGAUACACUGUUGGAUUUUCUGACUAUUUGCCUUGCAUUUGUGAAUGUAACCUGAAUACAACAGAACUGUUAAACUGUCCUUGAAUGAGAACACCACUCAGUGGAAGAAGUAAUGUAUUUUAUAGGUCUGGAACUGUUCAGUAUUUCUGAGCAUAAUUUGGACAAGUCUUUUCCAAAACCAAAAACUAGACAGCCAAGAGUCAUAAUGUCAUCAGGUGUAAAAUCUCAAGGUGCUCCAUGGACAAUCAACAAAGGAUGGGUUUCAUUGACCCAUACAAGGUUUUGAGUUUUUGCAUUUAAUAUUAGCUUUAUUCUGUUGUCUAAACCAGCCACUGUAUCUUGAGAAGAUGCACCUGGGUGCUUCUCUAGUCAUUUUUACUUUAUCUCCCUAUCAAUGUUUUACAGAGCAGCUCCUGAUUUUUUUUCACCUAAUGAUCCCCUCUGUCCAUAUCUGAAAUGUAAUGAAAAUAGGCCACUUACAAUGUGAAUUGAAUCCACUGUGUUACUGAAAUAUUUGACAUUGAUUUGCACUGGUAAAACGUGACAGUGCCUUAUAAACUUUUCAUCUAAGGCUGUGAUGUUGGGUAGCACUUGAAAAUGCAACUACUGAUGAAAAUGAAAAUAUAAAAAAUAAGUAAACUUGACUGCACUGUUACAAAGUUUCACCAUUAAGAUUGUUGUAAUAUUUUGUUGCUUUAAGUGUAAAUUGAUGCCAUGUUGGUUUACACUGAUGCUUCACACAAUGAAAAUAAGUUAAAGUAACCUCACUGAGUUUUUGUGCAGUAUUUUGGUAAUAGCAGCUGAUAACCGCUAGCAAACAUACAAAGCUACUAAAUAGUAAAAGAAACUUUACAGCUCAGUAUCAUAGUCAAUGUUACAAGACAGCGACAGAAGAAGUGACCAAGAAAAUAAAUUCUUGUCUUUAUUGACCAUUUCUGGAUACAAACUGUCGUAGGGCACCAUAGAAAUAUAGACAUUGUACAUUUAUAGACAGUGUACAUUAAAAAGAAUGAUCCCAAUCCUAUUGACCUUACAGUAUAAAUGAACAUAUGCAGAUGUUGGUAUGUAAAAUGGCAUUGGAUAUGGUCAGAGUAGUUGGAGAAUGUGAGCUGAUAUGAUCAGUCUGUAUGAAAUAUGGGGAGGAUGGCUGUGUGUGGUUGUGCCAAACACACUGAGGCCAAUAACAGGAUAAUGAAAGUGGAGAGCGCGCCCAGUCUUUGUCACAAACACACAAACAUUUGUCCAUGAAAAUCUGAACCAACAUUUCAGUGCACCAGAAGAUCUAUUUAAAAAAAAAAAAAAUUAACAGAAAAAACA
This is a messenger RNA of Myripristis murdjan (pinecone soldierfish), 2958 nucleotides long. It is a transcript of the gene smim29, whose product is annotated as small integral membrane protein 29. Bases 331 to 639 code for a protein of 102 amino acids. The transcript has 5 exons. The record is from RefSeq and is a predicted model, not a curated record. NCBI's taxonomy places the organism in Eukaryota, Metazoa, Chordata, Actinopteri, Holocentriformes, Holocentridae.